UUGAAAGAAAUAUACACGUUGACGAAUGGAAGCCCUUUUCUGGGAAAGCAAUCCCAACCCUCGCGAUCAGUCACCAUCCGGUUUUCAUGCAAGUUUCACACACAAGAUCGACGAGAGAAUGCUGGGCAACGAACGUUACAAUGAUGACAUGAUUUACAUUACAAAAUUGACGCGAAACAUUUUGGGCCUGCUCGGAAUCUGGCCGUCUUAUAAUACGAGCAAAUCUACCGGCGACAAAGCUAGGAAAUACUUGCUGAUCGCGAUCUCUAACAUUCUUCUCUACUGCGUCCUGAUGCCCGGGGUCUUUUUCUGGAUAAUCGAGAAAAGGACACGCGUCAGGGUGCAAACGAUCCCUCUGCUCAUCUUCGUCUUCAUGGCCUGCAGUAAAUACAGCAAUUUGAUAUUCCGCGAGAGUAACAUCAAACGCUGCUUGCAGCACAUCGAGGAGGAUUACAGGUUCGUCACCUGCGCGAACGCGCGCAACAUGAUGCUCGAGUCCGCGAAGGUCGGCCGACGGCUGGUUACACUUUGCGCGAUAUUCAUGUACAGCAGCGGGCUCUCCUUUCGAUUAGUUUUACCGUUUGCCAAGGGAAAAAUCAUCACCGCGCAGAAUGUCACUAUCAGACCUCUACCUUCCCCGGCUUACUUCAUUUUCUUCGACGUACAAGUCAGCCCCACUUACGAGCUGAUCUUCGCGAUACAAGUGUUAUCAGGGAUGAUCACUUACUCGAUAACAACGGGUUUAUGUGGCCUCGCGACCCUCUUCGUCAUGCACGCCUGCGGCCAGCUGAAGAUCCUGGUAAAUUUGAUGAGGAAUCUUGUCGAGGAGCAAUGGCAAGAGAAACAAGAAGUGGACAGGAAACUCGCAAGAAUGGUUGAACAUCAAAUAAGAAUUCGGAGUUUUUUGGAAUUAGUAGAAAAUACUCUACAACAAGCGUGUCUAAUAGAAUUAAUGGGCGCCACGAUGAUAGUUUGUCUACUAGGAUAUUUUAUAAUAAUGGAAUGGCACAAUAGUAAUACAAUAGCUAUGUGCUCCUAUUUUUCAUCGAUUGCAUCUAUGAUGAUAAACAUGUUCAUGUUUUGUUACACUGGUGAACAACUUACCGUUCAGGCCGAGAAAGUAGCUAGAACAUCUUGCAUGCUGGAGUGGUAUCGUCUUCCGAAUAAGGAGGCGCGUGGUAUCGUGCUGGUGGUAAUUAUGUCGAACUUGCCCACCAGGAUCACGGCCGGAAAGCUCAUGGAUCUAUCACUCAAGACCUACGGUGAUGUUGUAAAAUCAGCUGUAACAUAUUUCAAUAUGCUUCUAAAAGUGGCGGACUGAAUAUUUCUGCUCUGUAUCUCUUUCUUCUUAUCAGGACCACGACUACGACCGCAUCGUAAGGGUAAUAUCGUAUACUCAUGAUAUGAAAUGUAUCAUAUACAAAAGCCUGUUAUAAUGUAUAUAUACAGACAAGUGUA
Molecule: messenger RNA, 1458 nt
Organism: Wasmannia auropunctata (little fire ant)
Lineage: Eukaryota; Metazoa; Arthropoda; Insecta; Hymenoptera; Formicidae
Product: odorant receptor 13a-like
Exons: 6
Coding region: 26-1321 (431 amino acids)
Biological process (GO): detection of chemical stimulus involved in sensory perception of smell; sensory perception of smell
Cellular component (GO): plasma membrane
Molecular function (GO): odorant binding; olfactory receptor activity
Source: RefSeq, a predicted model, not a curated record